This is a messenger RNA of Dufourea novaeangliae, 1908 nucleotides long. RefSeq names its product organic cation transporter protein (gene CarT). The record is from RefSeq and is a predicted model, not a curated record. Gene Ontology annotation, molecular function: transmembrane transporter activity. Gene Ontology annotation, cellular component: membrane. NCBI's taxonomy places the organism in Eukaryota, Metazoa, Arthropoda, Insecta, Hymenoptera, Halictidae. Gene Ontology annotation, biological process: transmembrane transport.
AUGGAGCACCUGGAUGAUUAUCAGACCGCGGACCCUGCGAACACCAAGGAAACGUCGAACGUCGACGAUGAAGACGGUUUCGAUCUCGAUGAUCUCCUGCCGAUUGUCGGCGAGUUCGGUCGAUAUCAAAAGAAACUUCUUUGGCUGGUGUGUCUUCCGGCGUGUCUUCCGUGUGGAUUUUGCGCCUUCAAUCAACUGUUCAUGGCCGACACGCCACCCCAUUGGUGCAAAGUGCCAGGUUUGGAAAGUCUGGAUGUAUCCCGUCGACGAAGACUCGCGAUUCCAACCAGUCAGGACGACAACGAAACGUACAGUCAAUGCACACGGUACGACAUCAAUUGGACAGCGGAAAAUAUUUCCGUCGAGACGGCACCAUUCUCUAUGCCAAAUACAUCAUGGCCCGUCGUUCCCUGUGAUCACGGUUGGGAGUACGAUAUGUCGGAUAUAACAUCCUCCAUUGUAAUUGACUUCGAUCUGGUUUGCGAUCAUGCGAUUUAUCCAACGAUUGGCCUGGUCGCCUUGAACACAGGUGGUCCUAUAGGGGUGUAUCUGUUCGGUACGCUGAACGACAGAAUCGGUAGGAGGCUGUCUUUCUUCACUUGUUUGGCGACUCUGAUCACAGGUGGAUUUCUAACAUCGAUAUCGAACAGCUUCUGGACAUGGGCGGCGACGCGCGUUGUCGUGGGCUUGACUAUACCGGCUAUUUAUCAAAUACCAUUUAUCAUAUCUCUGGAGCUUGUCGGGCCGAAUUAUCGGUCGUUCGUCACGGUAAUGACUUGCAGCUUUUAUACAAUGGGUCUGUGUAUGCUGGCCGGCGUAACGUACUUGAUAAGAGACUGGCGAACGCUAGCCAUAACUACGAGCGCUCCGUUUCUCUUAUAUUCGUUGUAUUGGUGGUUCCUGCCGGAAUCACCAAGGUGGCUGCUGGCGAAAGGUCGCUUGGUCGAAGCGAAUGAUAUCCUCGAGACCCUGGCGAAAGUUAAUGGGAAAGAAGAGGAGAGAUUACGCAACGGGCCCGGCGUUCUCUCUCUCUUCAAAACGCCGAACAUGCGUUUGAAGACAUGCUUGAUCACCUUAAAUUGGUUUGCCAAUAACAUGGUGUACGUCGGUUUGUCGUAUUACGGGCCGGCAUUAGGGAACGAGGAACAUCUGAGCUUCUUCUUCUCAUCCCUCGCAGAAAUUCCCAGCUACAUGGCAUGUUGGGUCGUGAUGGAUCGAUGGGGUCGACGAUGGCCACUUUGUUUGUGCAUGGUCGUUGCUGGAGUCUCUUGUAUCGCCACCGUUCUUCUCUCAUCCGACGCCGUAGCGGUCACGCUGAUUCUAUUUCUUUUAUCGAAAUCCGCGAUAUCGGCCUCUUUUCUAAUUAUAUAUCCAUUCGCCGGUGAACUUUACCCCACGCAAUUGCGCGGCGUAGCAAUCGGUUUCUCGGCGUACAUCAGCGGUCUAGGGCUUAUCAUCAUUCCUUUUGUUACAUAUCUGGGUAAGGAGAACUUGGUCUUGCCCCUCGUGAUACUGGGAUGCGUGUCGGUGAUUGGUGGACUGUCCGGUCUCCGUUUGCCCGAGACGCUGCAUCAUCGAUUACCGCAAACGGUCGAAGAAGGAGAGCUGUUCGGGAAGGAUUGGACUUGUGCCGACUGCUUCCGUUGCGUUCCAAUAAAACCCUCGUCCGCCGCAGCCUCCUACGAGGAUCUAUCGGCCCGGGAGACGGUAGAGAUGCACGAGGUACCGGAACCACCGGUUACCGUUCCUCAGAGACUUUUGGAGGAACAACAGAGGCCUAGCGGUGCAAGCGUGCGUCGGUUGGUUCGCCAGUCAAGCGUGAUGGACACGCAACGGGACUCCGACGGAUCCAUUAAAAUGACUUACUGGUUUUAGAGUUGAGUCUUCGUGGUUCAAAUAAAAUUUAAA